Messenger RNA from Argiope bruennichi, 1353 nucleotides. Its product is annotated as putative ammonium transporter 3. The coding region runs from base 1 to 1353 and encodes 450 amino acids. The record is from RefSeq and is a predicted model, not a curated record. Gene Ontology annotation, molecular function: ammonium channel activity. Gene Ontology annotation, cellular component: membrane. The transcript is spliced from 8 exons. Gene Ontology annotation, biological process: ammonium homeostasis; ammonium transmembrane transport. NCBI's taxonomy places the organism in Eukaryota, Metazoa, Arthropoda, Arachnida, Araneae, Araneidae.
AUGCCUUCAUCUGUGACCAGUACUUCACAUUUGAAUUUCACAAAUUCUAGCGCCGAGGCCGCGCGUGGAGAUGCGAAUGAUGUAGUAUUCAUUCUAACCAGCUCUUUUCUCAUAUUCACAAUGCAAUCAGGAUAUGCUUUGUUAGAAUCAGGGAUAGUAUCUCGAAAGAAUGAAGUGAACAUCUUGGUUAAGAAUGCUACCAAUGUCCUGAUGGGCGGCUUCGCUUAUUGGGCAUUUGGAUUCGGUUUGAGUUUCGGAAAAACUUAUUCUAAUCUCUUCAUAGCUUACGGAUCGUUCUUCAUCGUUGCAAGCCAAGAAGAAAUGGGUGUGGUAUAUUCCAAGUUUGUAUUUGAGUUGGCCUAUGCGACAACCGCCACCACACUUAUCUCCGGAGCUAUGGCGGAACGGUGCAAGUUCACCAGCUACUGUAUCGUAACUGUUCUGGUCAUCUUUGUGUAUAGUAUACCGGCUGGAUGGAUGUGGAGAGAUGAUGGCUUUCUUUCAACUUUGGGAGCUGUAGACGUUGGAGGGUCCGGUGUCGUCCACUUAGUGGGAGGGUGCUGUGGUCUGGUAGCUGCUACUAUUCUUGGCCCACGUGCUGGCCGUUAUGACCGUGGCACUCAACUGCUACCUCUAGGAAACCCUACAAAUGCACUUCUAGGGUUAUUUAUGUUAUGGUGGGGGUGGCUUGGUUUUAGUGCUGGAAGUACAACCGGGAUUGUGGAUGAUAAGUGGAAAUAUUCUUCAAGGGCAUCAGUUACAACUAUUUUAGCAUCAUCUGGUGGUGGAUUAGUUGGAAUGACAUACAGCUUUUAUUUUAAAAAAGGCAUACAUGAUGUCCCUAUUUUGAUGAAUGCAGUCAUGGGAUCUCUAGUUGCCAUUUCCGGAGGAUGCACUAUUGUUCGACCUUGGGAAGCUAUUAUUAUCGGAAUGGUCGCUGCACUCUUGGUUCUAUUUUCCAUUCCUUUGAUCGACAGACUUCACAUUGAUGAUCCAACAAAUACUUUCGCCGUACACGGAAUUGCCGGUGCUUGGGGAAUGAUGGCCAUAGGAUUGUUUUCAGUGGAAGACAACAUCAGAAAUUAUACCAGAGGUCUCAAUGGAUUGUUUAAAGGUGGAGGAUGGAGAUUUAUUGCAGUUCAAUCUAUGGCGUGUGGAGUACUGUUUGCAUGGAGCAUGAUUGUUGCAACAAUUUUACUUUUCGUAAUACAUAAGAUUAUUGGAAUGCGAAUGCCCCUUGAAGAAGAAAUUCUUGGACCAGAUUACAUAGAUCACUGUCUCAAACAUGAUGGAAAUGCUCAGAUAAUUAAAAGCUUUAAAGAAAAGAGAAGACAGCUGAGACGUCGAUUUUGA